CAGACGCGAAACUCAUACUCCACCUGGACUUUCUACUUUACGUCCGCGUUGUACUGCGUUUCAAUGAUAGGCAGGUCACCAUCGACUUUGGUUUUGUCGUAUUGAACUUCGUCAUUGUUUUCAUAGUUUAAAGUCUAUUCUUACAAUUUACUGUUUACAGGUAUUUUCUUUUUACCUGGAGUUUUCUCUGGCCAGUAAAUGAAACCAAUGUGGAUCUAUAGUGAAAACGCUUCAGGAGUAAGAUACUUCAGAUAAUUUAAUAAUACUGAGCUACACUUCAGAUGGUCUGUGGCAGACGAUAAACACCUGUGGAACUAUUCGCCUGCCUCUCCAUUACAGAAAACGAAGGCGGUCGAAGACAUUUCAGAUCGCAUCUUAAUCAAAUCAUAUAAACAUAACAAAUAAGAAGACCGACUGGGCGAGAGUAAGAGUGGUGGCCUGGUCCGUGAUCGUGUGCGUCCUCCUGUCAUGGUCCCUUGACCGGAUUCGACAGAUCUGCGUUCGGUGCUCCGGCGGAUUGAGUAUGACUAUGGGUCGGCAGGUGCUUAUGCUGAGCGUCGCGUUUCUGUGGUGUCUUCAGCUCGCUUCCUCUCAGACUCAUGAAGUGUCGGUGUGCUCAGGUACCCAGAAUUCCCUGAGCGUGAGCAUGAGCUCAGAGGUGCAGUACAAGAUCAUGCAGGACAUGUACACGGGCUGUGAGAUCGUCAUGGGCAACCUGGAGAUCACGCACAUGGAGGAGCGCCGCGACUUCUCCUUCCUGCAGUCGAUCCGAGAGGUGACGGGCUACAUCCUCAUUGCCAUCAACCAGUUCAGCCGCCUGCCCCUGGAGCAGCUGCGCGUGAUCCGGGGAAACACGCUGUACGACCAGCACUUCGCCCUCUUCAUCCUGUAUAACUAUCAGAAGGAUGGCAACGCGGGGCUGAGGGAGCUGGGGCUCACACACCUCACUGAGAUUCUGCAUGGAGGAGUGCAGAUCUUGGGGAACAGGUUCCUGAGCUAUGCCCCCCAGGUGAACUGGGCCGACAUUGUGAGGAACAGCAGCGCCCCGAUCCAGAUCACUGACAAUGGGGAGAGAAAGGAGUGUCAUGCAGCGUGUCGAGGACACUGCUGGGGACCUCUGGAACAACACUGCCAGAUCUUGACGAAGACGGUGUGCGCCCCGCAGUGUGAUGGGCGCUGCUUUGGGACCGCCCCCAAUGAGUGCUGCCACGUGGAGUGUGCAGGUGGCUGCACCGGCCCUCAGGACACCGAUUGCUUUGCCUGCAGCCAUUUCAAUGAUUCAGGAGCGUGCGUACGACAGUGUCCUCAGCCAUUCAUCUAUAACAAGCAGACCUUCCAAAUGGAACCUAACCCCAGCGCCAAGUACCAGUACGGCUCUAUCUGUGUGUCCCAGUGUCCCACGCACUUUGUGGUGGAUGGCAGUUCAUGUGUGAGCGGCUGUCCCUCAGACAAGAUGGAGGUGGAGAAGAACGGGCUGAAACAGUGUGAGCCCUGCGGAGGCCUGUGCCCCAAAGCUUGUGUGGGCACUGGCACCCCUGACAGACAAACUGUGGAUUCCAGAAACAUUGACAGCUUCAUCAACUGCACCAAGAUCCAGGGCAGUCUGCACUUCCUGAUCACGGGGAUCAUGGGGGAUGACUAUCACAACAUCUCAGCCCUCGACCCGGAGAAGCUGAACGUCUUCCGUACAGUUCGAGAGAUCACGGAUAUCCUGAGCAUCCAGUCAUGGCCCAAACAGCUGACAGAUUUGUCCGUGUUCUCCAACCUCACCACCAUACAAGGCAGAACGCUCUACACAGGGCCUAGCUCUAAGAGGGGCUAUUCCCUCCUGGUGAUGAAGCUGCCUUCUCUCACCUCUCUGGGGCUGCGCUCUCUGAGGGAGAUCAGUGAUGGCAGUGUCUACAUCAGCGGCAACAAGAAGCUCUGCUACCACCACACAGUCAACUGGACCCAGCUGUUCACUGGGGCCCACACUCACAGACGGCAAGACACCAGGGACAUCAAAAACAACCGGCAGCUGAAAGACUGCGUUGCUGAGGGGGCGGUCUGUGACCCACUGUGCUCGGACAGCGGGUGCUGGGGCCCGGGCCCGGGGCAGUGCCUGUCCUGCAGGAACUACAGCCGAGGUGGCACCUGUGUCUCCACCUGCAACUUCCUCACAGGGGAGCCGCGGGAGUUUGCAGGACCGAAGGGAGAGUGCAUGGCCUGUCACUCAGAGUGUCAGCUCCAGGAGGGGACAGCCAGCUGCACGGGGCUGGGGGCUGAUGAGUGUGUGGCCUGUGUCAACCUGCGGGACGGCCCCCACUGUGUGCCCUUCUGCCCCAAUGGGGUGAUGGGGGAGAAGGGGCUCAUAUUCAAAUACCCCAAUGCCCAGAGGCGCUGCGAGCCCUGUCACCCGAACUGCACUCAGGGGUGUUCAGGCCCUGGUCUGCCAGACUGCUUGUCUACAGACAGAGACAGCUCAAGCAUGCUCACAGCAGGGAUUGUGGGUGGUGUGUUGGCCAAUCUGAUCGUGGGGUUGGCCAUCUUCGUGCUCGUCAUACUGUAUCGCCGUGGUCUGGCCAUCCGCCGCAAACGAGCCAUGAGACGCUACCUGGAGAGUGGGGAUAGCUUCGAGCCUUUGGAUGUGGGAGAGAAGGGGAUGAAGGUUCACACGAGGAUCCUGAGAACUCAAGAACUGCGCAAGACGAAACUCCUGGGGUCAGGGGUGUUUGGCACUGUGCACAAGGGGGUGUGGAUUCCAGAGGGGGACUCUGUGAAAAUCCCUGUGGCAAUAAAGACCAUCCAGGAUCGCUCUGGCCGGCAGACCUUCACCGAGAUCACCGAUCACAUGCUGGCGAUGGGUAGCCUGGACCACCCUUACAUUGUGAGGCUCUUAGGCGUCUGCCCGGGUGCCUGUCUGCAGCUGGUUACUCAGCUCAGUGUGCAGGGGUCCCUGCUGGAGCACAUCAAGCAGCACCGGGACAGCCUGGACCCCCAGCGCCUGCUCAACUGGUGUGUGCAGAUAGCCAAGGGCAUGUUCUACCUGGAGGAGCACCGCAUGGUCCACAGAAACCUGGCAGCACGAAACGUUCUGCUGAAAAGUGACUAUAUCGUCCAGAUCUCCGACUUCGGCAUAGCGGACCUGCUCUAUCCCGACGACAAGAAGUACUUCUACAGUGAGGUCAAGGCUCCAAUAAAAUGGAUGGCUUUGGAAAGUAUCCUGUUUCGCAGAUAUACUCAUCAGAGUGAUGUAUGGAGUUACGGAGUGACGGUGUGGGAGAUGAUGUCAUUCGGGGCGGAGCCUUAUGCUGCAACCCGCCCCCAGGAGGUGCCGGACCUGCUGGAGAAAGGGGAGCGCCUGGCACAGCCUCACAUCUGCACCAUCGAUGUCUACAUGGUCAUGGUUAAGUGCUGGAUGAUUGAUGAGAACGUUCGACCCACCUUCAAGGAGCUGGCCAAUGAAUUUACUCGGAUGGCUAGGGACCCGCCACGUUUCCUUGUAAUCAAGGCGGAGAGCGGCCAAUCAGACACUGCCCUAGAUGAACCCCAUCGGAGAGGAGCGGAGCUGGGCGAACUGGAGGCACGGCUAGAGGACCAGGAAAUGGAAGGACUUCACGAUGUCAUGGCCACGCCCCCCCUCUGCCGCUCUCCAAUGAGGAGCCACUCUCGACUGCGUGUUGAGUCGCACAGGAGUGUGGCUUCCGUGCCUGGACCCGCUGGGUACCUGCCCAUGACCCCUGGUUCGGGAGAUGACCCCUGCCAGCUGCGGUCCCCCGGCCCCCGGUUCAGCUCAACACGGACAGUGUCUGAGUGCUCAGAGGGGUGUGGCGUCAGUCUGGAGGUAGAGUCGAGAGAGGACGUCCCGCUGGCUGGCAGCUUACGCCGAGCCCGGUCUCGCAAGGAUGGCGCGAACAGCGUGGCAUUGCAGCAUGCGGGCCUCUCGCCCCGCCUGGACACACGCCCCCUGGAGACGGAGGAGGAUAGCUACGGAUACGUACUGCCCGGGGUGUCUGACGCUGCGGAGAGAGAAAAUCUCCUGUCACGCCCAGCCUCACGAAGCGCCCUGCCCUGUGGGAGGAGCUCCAGAGGCCUGUCUCCACGGACAUCCGUCACAGACUCCACCCCUGAGGAGUACGAGUGCAUGGACAGACAGGCUAACUUACUCUCCAAUUCACCCAGACGUGCCUCCAAGCAGGAAAGGGACAGAUCGCUGCGAAAAAGCAGGAGGCCAUCCUCCCCUAUGCGCUCCCCGUCCUGCAAUACCAGUGUUUCACCAAGGGGGAGAGAUGCUGAGCAGGGCCACAGACAGCAGCUCCACCCAACCAGAAACAGUGUCUCAGAAGAGAGGCGAACCUCAGCAGAGCACAGUGACCACUUAUUGCCAGCAGAGGGAGACAAAGCAGAGAAAGAAAAGAACACAGACCUCCCUGGCUGUAAUGGUGAGGACACAGAAGAUCAAGGCAAGAGGUGUGAGAUGGAGGUAGUGGAGUAUGAAUACAUGGACAUCCAGAGUACAGAGCCAAACUGUGGUGAAAAUGGGGGUCCCCCCCACAGUAAGGAUGACCACAUCAAACAGGCAGAGAGAGAGAAUGGUAACAUGGAAGGGGAGGAAAACAGGCAGAGAGAGGAAGAGGAAGAUGAAGAGGAAGAAGAAGAGGAAGCAUACCAGUACACGAAUGACCAGCCCAGGCUAAGCCAGAGUCUGCAAGGGAAGGAAGGAGCUGGAAUCAACGGUCCCAUAGCUGGUGAAGGGGAUGCAUACGAGUAUGAGGAAAUGGACGCAAUAGGCAUUACUAUCUGCAGAGGGGACAAAGUGGAAUACCAGAACGUCCAACCAGGGCCCAGGGGAGGGCCGGCUAAACGCCCAGGUUUGGGGGGGUACAUAAAGGUGCGUGCUGGAGUGGGGGAGCCAGGGGGAGAUCGAUCCUUUGACAACCCUGACUACUGGCACAGCAGACUGUUCGUGAAGCCAGAUGCCGUGCGUACGUAAUUGGAGACAGAUAUGCAGAAGAACAAAGAGGAGCUGGUGAAGGAGCACCAACAGGUCCAAAAGCCAAGCAGCUAUUCCAUGCUGUGGUCAGAUAACCAACCUAUUGUUUACUUUAUCAGGCUGUCAAUCAAUUAGUAUGGAAUUCCCCAAGUAAAUCCACUAUUCAGCAAUGUGUAACACAGUGGUAAGGAGCACGGCUCAUAACCAGAAGGUUUCUGGUCCGAUUCCC
Molecule: messenger RNA, 5201 nt
Organism: Megalops cyprinoides (Indo-Pacific tarpon)
Lineage: Eukaryota; Metazoa; Chordata; Actinopteri; Elopiformes; Megalopidae
Product: receptor tyrosine-protein kinase erbB-3-like
Exons: 29
Coding region: 524-4972 (1482 amino acids)
Biological process (GO): protein phosphorylation; positive regulation of cell population proliferation; cell surface receptor protein tyrosine kinase signaling pathway
Cellular component (GO): basal plasma membrane; signaling receptor complex
Molecular function (GO): ATP binding; neuregulin receptor activity; neuregulin binding
Source: RefSeq, a predicted model, not a curated record